Solanum stenotomum is the source of this 1099-nucleotide messenger RNA. RefSeq lists its product as uncharacterized. The transcript has 5 exons. Lineage: Eukaryota; Viridiplantae; Streptophyta; Magnoliopsida; Solanales; Solanaceae. The record is from RefSeq and is a predicted model, not a curated record. Bases 55 to 1050 code for a protein of 331 amino acids.
UCAAAUCGUGCCACUAAGUAAAGAACUCCGAAGCAGAAAACGAGACCGGUAAAAAUGUCGAGCAUUUGCAGAACCAAACCGGUCGAGGGCCUUAGACUCCUGAACCGGGUUCUAACCACAUCGACGCCGUAUAUCCACCGGUCGGACCGUUCCAUCGCCACCGUAGCUUUCGAAGAAGUCCGAUCUUCGCCGGAAAAACCUUACGAUUUCACAGCUUUUAUAUUCCACGGCCUCUUAGGUUCCAGUCGAAAUUGGCGAUCCUUCUCUCGUUCUCUUGCUUCCUCCCUUUCUGCAGAUGGUGUAAAUUGGAGGAUGAUUCUUGUGGAUUUGCGGAAUCAUGGGAAUUCAGCUAAAAUUGAAGGCUUUGUGCCACCACAUGAUAUGGAAAAUGCUGCAAAAGAUGUAGCUAAUUUGGUGAAUUCAAAAGGUUGGGAUUGGCCUGAUGUUGUUAUAGGGCAUUCCAUGGGUGGUAAAGUCGCCUUGCAGUAUGUUGAGAGCUGCUCUCGAGGUGUUUAUGGCCAAUCGGCUCGAUUGCCCAAGCAGCUCUGGGUAUUGGAUUCUGUCCCUGGAAAGGUGAACCCUGAAGAUAGCAAUAGAGAGGUAGAGAAAGUUAUGCAGACGCUGCAGAGCCUACCUUCAUCAAUCCCAUCUCGAAAAUGGCUGGUAGAUCACAUGUUGAAACUCGGGUUUUCUAAGGCAUUAUCAGAAUGGCUGGGCAGCAAUCUUGAGAAAUCAGGGGAUAGCAUGACAUGGAACUUUAAUAUUGAAGCUGCUGCAGAAAUGUUUGAUUCUUACAGGGAGAAAGAUUAUUGGCCUUUGCUGGAGCACCCGCCUAAAGGGACAGAGAUAGCGAUUGUGCGUGCUGAGAAAAGUGAUAGGUGGGAUCCAGAGACUGUCCAGAAACUCGAAAGCAUUGCCUCCAACGGAACUGGUGGAUCUGAAGGCAAGAUGUCGUAUCAUCUCCUUCCCAACUCCGGUCAUUGGGUUCAUGUCGAAAAUCCAAAGGGUCUUCUUGAAAUUAUAACUCCCAAAUUAGCUUCUAUUGUUUAGCAAGUUUCUUUUCUGGUUUCAAAGGGUCCUAAUUUAAACAUUCUCACGA